ACUAUAUGAUACUACUACUAGUUCAGUAGUAUUGUGUGGGCGGAACGCACACAUAAAACGGAGCAUCGACAUAACCUUGAAGAAUUUAAAUUAAUGAAGGAUGGUGAGGUUAUGUUGAUUAGGAACUGAAUGCUUUGACGUUUCUAUCUACGCGAUUGGAACAUGGGUUUAUUUGGAAAAUCGCAAGAAAAGAAUCCCAAAGAAAUGGUUCAAGAAUGGACUCACAAAUUAAGAAAGGAAGGUUAUCAGCUUGACAGGCAGGUUAGAGCAAUUCAGAGAGAAGAGGAAAAAGUAAAACGUUCCCUAAAGGAAGCAGCGAAGAAAGGAGAUAAAGAUGUAUGCAAGAUCCUUGCAAAGGAGAUUAUAAGGGCUCGUAAAGCCUAUAACAAAAUUUAUACUUCCAAGGCACACCUAAAUUCUGUAUCAUUACAAAUGAAAAAUCAAUUGGCAACAAUUAGAGUUGCUGGUUCAGUUUCAAAGUCUACAGAAGUGAUGCAAGCAAUGCAAUCUUUGAUUAGAGUACCAGAAGUAGCUGCGACCAUGAGAGAAAUGUCAAAGGAAAUGAUGAAAGCAGGAAUUAUUGAGGAGAUGUUGGAUGAAACGAUGGAUUCUAUCGAGGAUUCUGAAGAAAUGGAGGAUGAAGCUGAUGAGGAGGUUGAUAAGAUUUUAUGGGAGGUAACAGCUGGUCAGUUGGGUACAGCUCCUGCAGUUGUCACAGAGAAUCCUGAAUCAAUCGCAGCCUCUGCAUCUGCAGAAGAAGAAGUAGAAGAUGAUGACAAAGAACUUGAAGAGAUGAAAAAUAGAUUACAGAGCCUUCGCAGUUAGAUGCACAAUUAAAUAAUUGAAAUUUAUUUGCACUAAAUGUCAGGGAAAAAUAAGUAUCAUAAUGAUAACAAUUACUAAAUAAAUAGUAACAGAUUAUAUACAUAGCAUUUGCUAUAAAAACAAUAUUUAUCAUAAUGUAUUGUUUUGCUAUUUAUAUGUAAAUAUUGUAUGUACUAUCGCUUUGUAGAGUACUUAAACGCAUAUAUCUAUUUUUACAUUCAUCACUAAAUAAUAAUUUUUUUUAUAAUUCCAAUUCGAAUUAUUAUUAAAAUUAAGAAAGAUUAUGUAAAGCAAAUUAAACAAAGACAUAAUGAUAAUCAAAUUUUUUUUUUGAAUUAUCAAAUUAAUUAUGAAAAGAUUAUAGAGAUGAUUGGCAAUUCAAGAAUUUAAAUAACUUUUAGCUGUUGCACUUGGUUAUAACAUUCACACAAAAUUAUACUUAUAAAUAUAAUAAAAAGGUUUAUUUUGUA
Messenger RNA from Formica exsecta, 1295 nucleotides. RefSeq names its product charged multivesicular body protein 3 (gene Vps24). Gene Ontology annotation, biological process: protein transport; late endosome to vacuole transport; endosome transport via multivesicular body sorting pathway. The coding region runs from base 163 to 825 and encodes 220 amino acids. Gene Ontology annotation, cellular component: ESCRT III complex; multivesicular body. Lineage: Eukaryota; Metazoa; Arthropoda; Insecta; Hymenoptera; Formicidae. The transcript has 4 exons. The record is from RefSeq and is a predicted model, not a curated record.